GAUAUAUUUAUUUUUAAAAUGGUAACAAAUAUCACUAAUAAUCAUGUUAGGGAGUUGAUGCAUAUAAGAAGACAAGAGUACAAAGAAAUGUUUAAAGAAAGGUGACCUCAACAAACCUUUAUUUGAAAUUGUUAAUCAAGGUAUUUUAAUAAUUGAUUUGAAUCCUAGCUAUAUAAAUUCUUAGCCAGAAGAACAGAUUCAAAUUUCAAUGCAACAGUCUUAAGAAGACUCUAAUAAACAAGAACAGCCAGAUAUCCAAUUAGUGUUAGCAGACUUGUUAAAUAAAUUAAUACAGCCAAAGACAAGACUAGAACACUUGUUGUUGUAGGCACUGUCACAGAUGAGUAAUUAUUUGUAAAAAGCAUUUAGUGUACGUCUCCUCACUGUUCCAAAGAUCAACGUGUGUGCUUUGAGAUUCACAGAGACCGCAAGAAAGAGAAUUCUUGCUGCUGGUGGAAAGGUCUUGACUUUCGAUCAAUUAGCACAAUAAAACCCAACAGGUAUAUAAAUAAUUAAUAUUUAAAGGCACUGGAACAAUCUUAUUGAGAGGACCAAGAGUCAGAGAAGAAUUGAAGCAUUUUGGCAGAGCUGCAGGAUUACCAGGAUCACAUGCUAAGCCAUAUGUCAGCCACACUGCAAGAAGAGGAAAGGGUGCAAGAUGAUUGUUCUUUUUAAGUACAUUAAUAUAUAAAAACAUCG
Paramecium octaurelia is the source of this 699-nucleotide messenger RNA. The record is from the annotation of a GenBank genome assembly. NCBI's taxonomy places the organism in Eukaryota, Ciliophora, Oligohymenophorea, Peniculida, Parameciidae.